Molecule: messenger RNA, 2179 nt
Organism: Cucurbitaria berberidis CBS 394.84
Lineage: Eukaryota; Fungi; Ascomycota; Dothideomycetes; Pleosporales; Cucurbitariaceae
Exons: 1
Coding region: 115-1830 (571 amino acids)
Source: RefSeq, a predicted model, not a curated record
GACAAAGAGAGGCUUCUUCAUGUCACCCUUGACCUGGCCCGCCGAACCCGAACAAACAUUCAAAUCGCAUCCACGGGCCCAAUUGCCAGAUUUCCACCAGAAAACGCACCCAGCAUGGCUACUGUCACGCUAGAUCAGCCAGCUGCCCUAAACGAACCAGCUACUUCCAAUGCGACAGCAACUCUUACUUCUACACAGGGUGGCGGGGCCACCUCUGAAGUUCGUGAUGCUGUUCUGCUUAAGUUUCUGGCCGACUACAAUAAAAAGCCUCUUUCAGCUCUCCGAUUAGACUUGAACAAACUCGCUUAUGGCGAUAGCGAUAUCACAAAGCAGCCGCAGCAGAUGCACGAGAUCCUGACCAAGCAUGGCUACGGAGAUUUGACAGCCGAGGAAAUCCAAAAGCUGCUCCAGCCUCCUCGGCCCAAUGCAAAGUCAGAGCCGAUUACGACUCCAGUCCAGACGAGCCCAGUGCCGACCGAGAAAGCGACAUUCAGUCUCACAUUGUUCAGCGGAUCCUACAAUGUGACCACUCCUAACCCCCCAACUUUUGUUCUGUAUGUCGAGGAUGAUUCCGGGGGGAUCCGGUUUGACGACAAGUCCAAGUACAGCCCGACGCUGGAAAUCGAUGGAGUUGGAGAUUACUGGGCAACCUGGACGGCGAACGAGCCAUCAAACACGCCGAAAAUGGAGUACAAGGUCAAAUUCACCUCCCAGUGGGACGAUAAAGAGGAGAGGAUCGACAAAUCCUUCCAAGGCUACUUCAAGAAGCCCGGCAAAGAAGGCACAACGCCUUUCAAUGGUACGCUCCAAAAGCCGGCUGAGGUUCCCAAAACCGCCAAGUGGUGGGAGGAUACGGGCAAGUGGGUUAUGUUGGGCGUCCCGCUGGGGUGGACCAUCAGCAGCUACCUCUGGACCGUGAAACGUGAUAGCGUGAAAACCAAGGCAGCCACCCGACAGUCACAGACGGCGGCGGCCGAGAACAAGUCCAAGGCAGAAUGCGCCCUCGCGGAGCGACACAUUCAAUCCACGAAUCCGGCGCGCAAGGAAGCUCUCUUGAGAAGCAUUCGCAAAGGAAUGGCGGAAACCGUUACCGAGUACGUGAAGAAAAAGUACCCAGGAGAAGACGCAGAGCAACGGGUCGGCAAUUUCGAGCCGAAGUUCGAGGGCGCCGAUAAAGAUCUCGCCAAAAAACUUUCAGACAGACGCAAGACCGAAAUCCAGAUCUGGAUGGAAGCCAAUGGUCCGGUGCCGGAGUCGCAAAUCCUUGAGGAGAUGGUGAAACAAGGCCAGUAUUCAAAGAAGGACUUUGAGGCUAGAACGUUCCGUAUUCGAGAGCAAGCCUCGCAACUUAUCGCUAACAAUCUCUCUUCAUUCGGCUCCGAUUACCAGAUGGGCGAGAUGCUUGUGGUAGAUGCAGUGCGAAGCUAUAACUAUACCUCUGCGAAAACAAGUGUCGUAAACACGAACGGGAAGAUUGCCGCGGCUGAUAAACAGCUCGAAGAUGUGGCGGCUCUGGACAGAAAGUAUAACGAGUACGCCAAUAGCCAUCCGUUGCAGAAACCGGAUAACGAAUCAAUUGAGGAUUUCGAGAAACGAAAAGGGAAGGAGGAGAAAGAGUUCAAGGAGUUAACCGAAGCCAAAACUGCAAGGGAAGAAAUAAAGAAGGUAGCAGAACGUGAGAAAAAAGACCUUGAAGAGAAGAGAACUGAACGCGCUAAGUACGAAGAGAAAGCGAAGCACGACAUAUUCGAUGGCGUGGAUAAGGUUGACAAGCCGCGAGAGCGCAAGGACGUGAUCGAGAAAUUUAAGAAGAAUCUUGGGUUUCCCUGAGCAUUGGACGCGCUCUUUUUGCGAAGAGGUUCUAUGCUGGCCGCAUGUGUUGUUUCCUCUGGGUCGAGAUACAAGACUGAACGUCGCGUAGUCGACAAUAUGUGGUAGACUUUGUUUGCUUAGGCUACGAAUCAAUAUUCGCAUUCGAUAUGAUCUGGAAGCGGCCUCAGGUCGUUUGCCUUAGAUGAUUUGGUCAAUGUCUGUGGCGCUGACGACGUGACGAUCUUCGCAUGAUGCGAUAUAACUAGGCCUCGCUAGUGCAGCUUGCUCUCCCAAGAGCCAGGAACUGAGCGGCCUUUAAGUUCUCUACCCUAGUUUAUUAAAUUACAAUUAAUUGCGCUCUGCGAAC